GUGUCACCUGAGCCGUUAUUAACACUGUACGGACACAAAGCUAGAGUCUGGGAUUGUCUUAUCUUAAAGCAACAUAUUGUCAGUAUAGGUGAAGACUCCAUGUGCUUGCUUUGGAAUUCUGAUGGAGAAAUAAUUCGAUCAUGGAAAGGACACAUUGGUAAGUAAAUAUUAACUUAUUAGUAAUAGCAUGGUUUCGAGUGCAAUUUGGAUAUAACAUGCACGAUAACAUACACUCGUGAGUUUUUCAAAGACCUCAAUUCUCAAAUAGCAUGAGUGCAAGUUUAUCCAAAUUUCAUGAGACACCAUGCAAUUACUUAUAAUGAUUUACAUAUAAUUAUUCGAGACAAUCAAACUUGAACUUGACCAAGUGUGGGAAUCUUUCCGCACCACUAAAUGCGGUCAUGUUUGAUUUGAAAAAAGAAUCAUAGUGAUUGCAGAAAAUUGCACUGUGAAUAUAGAAAAUUCCACUGUGAUACAGAAAAUUGCACUGUGAUUACAGAUUUUUGCACUGCUGUUUGGUAUAAACUGCACUGAAAUCAAGUAAUAUACUUUUAUGUAUGAAGAAAUUGUUGAGAGGAAAAUGUAAGAGAAAAAUGUUGAGCAAUUAUUUCCAUGUUAAUUAUAAUGCAUCUUGCAUAUUUUAGUGUACAAGCAUUGGAAUCAUAUUUAGGUUACUACAUUACUUAUGAGUUAUAUAAUAUUAUGCUGUCAUUUCCUAAACAAGAUGGCGGAUGACAGAAUAUAUAUUUGGUUGACAGUCCAGAACAACGCUACGAACAACAACAAAAACAGCAACAACUACUACUGCAUGAUGUUAUUACUACAUGAUGCUACUACUAAUAACUAGUCAGAUUUCACCACUCUUUGUAAUGCGUUCGAGGAUGUGACUCCAUAGUAGUAUAACAUAGACAUAGACAUAGACAUAUAGGCAAACUCUAUCUUAAGAUUUAAAGUUUGUUCGUUCACUGCAACCAGGUAUAUCAAUCAUGUUUCGCUCGCUACUCUGGUUUAAAUAUAUGAUUACAAAGCCCAGUCGAAUUGUAAUCAAGACCCAACGUUUCGACACUCCAGUUUAGUGUUUUCAUCAGGGGUGAUCUAAAGAUGCAAUCGUGGCUUCUUAAAUACCCAAGGGAUGACGUCACCUGCCAAUGAGAUACAUGUAUUCCUCUGGAAAAUAGGCACCGUCAUCCUUAUUCAACGCAUGAUUACUCAUAUUUAUAUGCCACGCUUCUAGGCAAAGUGCCAUAGCGAUUGUUUGUGGUAAUUACUUUAGAGUUUCCCCAGUUGAGAGGUUUUCUUGCUAAUUUGUCUUAAUGUUCUUUGGAGAUCGAGCAAUAUUUUUUCUUAGGCAUGUUUUGCUGAAACAUGACUGCUGAUGAAGAGUAUAAACUUUAAAUUAUCCCUUGCCGUGUUGAAGAGCAGCUUGUCUCAUUCUUUUAUUUUGUAACAGGUAAAAGCAUCUGGUCUUUGGCUUGUCGAUCGGAUGAGCACAUGAUUGCAACAGGCGGUGGGGACAGCGCUAUCCGUCUUUGGCUAGUUAAGAAUGAGAUUGAAAAUACAAAAGAAGAACAACAUUUGCUUUCAUCUAUUCCCUCACAACAGGAAAUAACUCCACAAAUAGGAGAACAGAUACCUCGUAUGAUUGGACUACUUCAUGACACUAGUGUCCUUGUGAUGACGGAUAAAGGGUAAGUAAUUAAAUGUAAUAAUUUUACGGCAACUGCAGGUACAAUGUCAGAUAUGUUUCGCUACUCUGGUUUAAGGUGGCCCUCUACCGUUAUUUUACAACAAGAUUGGUCAACGUCAUUUUUCCUUCGUCGAAGGAAAUACCAUAACAAAACAAAACACUUAAUGUAUGUUCCGUCAGGAAGUAGUUGUGUUUUCCCUCGAUUCUCAAUAUUUCCCAAACUAGCUAUUUUCCUCGGGAGCAGACAUUAGGUGUAUGAUAUCCACAAGACUGCCUGUUCUUAUUUGUGUAAACAGACGUGUCACUGACUUUUUUAAUUUUCAGGAACUUAUACCGUUUCCAGUGGUACCAGAAUGAAUCUGAUGCUUCUGGAAAAUGGAGUCUUAUUCGGCAUGAACCAGAAUACUCAUCCUACAGUAUAAUGGCACUGUCGGAUUGUCGAACAAUCGUUGCCUUGGGUAACAUCAGUGGCAGUAUAAAACUCGUUUCUUUAACGGGUACGUAUAGUUCUUAAUGUACAGUACGUAUGUGUUUUUACAGUACAUGUUCUGUACGUUUGUGUUUUUACAUGUAUGUUCCGUUUUCUUUAAAUCAUAAUAAUGUUGUCUUCGCUCUGAACAACUUUCCACUUAGGAUGCACCCACAGUAUAUCCAAUCUUUUAAGUUUCCAGUUGAUUGUAAAAUUAGUAGAGAUGUGCCGAUUUGAAGGCCGAUAAUGCCACUAAUAUUUCAUAACUAAGUUAUUUUUCCCCUUUUUGCUUAUAUUUUAGACAGAAGGGACCUACAUAUAUUACUGGAGGGGCAACAUGGGGGCUACGUGCAGAACGUGUAUGGCGACCAGGUUAUAUGUUAAAAAGCGCCCCUCAAUAUUGCGUUUCCCAAACGAAGUUUUACAUCGCUUCGUAUUCGCUGUAUGAGAGUUUAUUAGUCUGUUUGUUCGGAAUCGUAAGCCUUGCUAUUUAUUCAAAAAUAUCUUCGCGCUUGUAGUGCACUUGUUUUGCGCAUGCUUUAGAGCACCGUAUUGUAGUACUGGUUACAAUAUUUUUAUUCUGUUCAUUGUUUUGUGUCUAGAUAUCGCAUGGCGUUCACUUGAGAACAAACCUUACGCGGACAAAGUUCUUAGUCUUCACUGGUUAAAAGGCGAACAUGACAGUUUCUUCAAUUUGUUUUCAUGUGGACUGGAAGGCUUAGUUAUAUGGUGGACGGUUCAAUGCCUUAAAACUAGUCAAAGUUUUAGCUGCGAAGUAAAGGCAAACUUUCGUUUACCGUAUUGCCGGCAGAGAUGGCCAAACUCUGUAUACUUAGUCACUCGUGAUAUUAUCUGCACUGAACCGAAUGCAUCGCUUGUGCUGUGUGGCGAUCGUAGAGGUUCACUGCAUGUUUUUAAAGAUAUUGCAGAAAAUGAGGUAAGAAAUUUAGCAGGGAUGGAUCCAACUUGAGCUUAAUGGGUGGUAAUGUGCGGUUAGUGUAUCAUGGAGCGAGGGAUGUAUCGUCAUUGACACUAUGGUAGUUGCAGUAUUGCAACCACGGGCUUUACGACCAAUUCAAUAGUAAUUUGACAACAAUAGUAUUCUAUCUAAAUAGCAGUUAAAAUAAAGUGUACGGCACGUGAACUAUUCAGUAUCUUGCUUGACAGUGCUUCUAAAUCCAUAAAUACAUUUCCAUAUUAUGCAAGUACUGUAUAUUUUCAAAAUCCGCCAUAUUUAUUUACAUUAGAACCCAAGCACAGCAAGCUUUGGCGGCUUACGUCCGUGAUUUGCACUGAUAAUAGGAGGGUAAGAUCGUCCAAUUAUUUCAUUGUUCGAAGUGAGGAAACGAUACUUCCUUAUAUGGCACAAACGUGUCCCCAACUUCCUUAUAGGUGAUCGCUAGAUAGUAUACUUCAAAAUAAUAUUUCCGUUUUUAUAACAUAGAAAGAAGUAUCCUAACGCAAAACUAAACCCUAACCUAAACCUAAACCCUAACCUAAUCCCAACUUAUUUUAAAAAUUGAUAUAAAAAGCUAGCAGCAAGAAACAGUAGUAUUUAAUUAGAUGCAUUGUUACGACAUUAAAUCUACAGUUGCAGUAAAAGUAUCUUGAUGAAUGAUGGUAGGCUUACACAAAAUCACUACCAGAAAGACUUUGAUAAAAGCUGUUUAUUUUCAGCCAGUAGAUCCAGUACAAUCUCUAAUUGGUAUCCAUGGUCGAAAUGGUGUGACCUCCAUAUGUAGCAACUCAGGGUAUAUUUAUACCACUGGAAGAGAUGGCUAUAUUAGACAAUAUAAGUUGUCUGGUGAAAACCUGGAACUCCUGGACAAGAAAAAGGUUCGAAAUAGUGCUGACGUAUUGUAUUUUCCCGCGCGUUAAUUUAUUUUCACAAAUUUGCCGUCAUAAUUAAGCUUACAUGCAAAUACUGAGUUUUUUCUUCCAUUGAAAUACGUACUAGUCACAGGUGUUAUAUAUGAACAAGCUUUCGUUGGUUGGGGUGCAACUACCUGAAAAUAUAUAAGGAGAAUUUCGACGUUUCGAGCGAAGCCCUUCAUCUGGAGUUGGGCCUUCGCUCAAAACUUCGAAAUUCUCCUUAUAUAUUUUCAGGUAGUUGAAUCCCUACCAACGAAAGCUUGUUUAUUUUAUUGCCACUACCUACACUAGCAAAGACAGUUCAAGAUAUAUGUUUGUCUUUUGCCUUUGAGAAAACUGAAAAACAGACAUAUAGAUUUAGCGAACGAUGUCAAUUCAUAAAUAAGUCAUAAUAAGUCGGGCUCGCUGUGGCUAUUUAUUGCUUUAUGAAUUGCACAUCUUCUUGAAUUAGUGUAUAAUUAUAGAACGUUUCAACGUUUAAGACCGCCUUAAUUGAUCUCAAUUGGUUAUUCACUAGCAAAUUUAGGCAGGAAGUGAGGCCAUUGAUAUCAAAUUGAUGCUACAAUAUAUUCUGCUCACCUCUGUAAGACAGAAAAUGACUGUGAAAAUCUCUUCUUCUUGCCAACAACACCACUGUAGAUUCGUAUGUGUGUGUGUGUGGUGUGGGUCGUAAUAUGGCCGCCAUUUCUUUCAUUUAUACAUAUGGUAGCAGUGAAAUGCUUAUUUAUUUUAGGUUUACAAGGGGAUGGAAUGGAUUGAUUGGGUUAAUUUUACAUCUGGUGGAGAAAUUUUAGUCCUCGGAUUUCACACGGUAGGUGAUGCUGGUCGCAAUUGCAUAAAGCUAAAAGCUUAACUAAACAAACUUUGUUUAUACUUGAUAGCUUAUCGAUGUUAGCUUUCAACUGUUCCCGAAAAAAAGUAGAGCUAAGUAACUGAUUAAACCCAGAUGAGCGCAUAGAAAAAAUCCAAAGGUCUCCCAAAGCCUUCUUCUCCCACUUCACAGUAAGGAAACACAUUUAUGCUGAUCAGCUGAUUAAUUUUCCUGGCAUGCCGAGAAUGUACUGCGUUUGAGCAAAGGUGUUAGGGUUUUCUUUUCCCACCAAAAUGUUUAUGGCCGAAAUAAGUUUGCUCAUAGUACAUGCAUGUAGCUAUAUCACAAGAAUGUUUUCAUUCAUGCUCAGGUUGAUUUCAUUAUUUGGAGUAUGACACGAAAUGAAGUUUUGUUUCGUAUACCUUGUGGAGGCGGCCAUCGCAACUGGGAUAUCUUGUAUACUACGGUAUGUGUUGUUAGUCCUACUUUCACUUGUGUGUUUGUUUAUUUGUUUGUUUGUCAUAAAAUAUUCCAACCGGAAAAGUCGUUGUACUAAUUAUAUGUCCUAUUUGGAAUUCCCGAAAUUUCUGGAAUCCUGUGUUUUCAAAUUGUUUAUGAACGGGCUUUUGCUUGGUUGGUCAUUGCAAUAAAAGGCAAUAAACUAUAGAAACAUAUUUUAAAGAACGAUUCAUAAACAGUGAUCACUUCACAAAACAUGAUCAUUUUAUAGGUUGGUAAUUACCCGAAUUGUUUUGGGAUACAAUUUGUUUUGGGACAUAUUAUAUCAGACAGCUUCCUGUUUUAGCCAAAGCAAAUGAAAAUGCAAUCUAGCUUUCUAUAUUAACAAAUCAAAUGUAAAUAUGCAUGCACUACAAACACACAGUAUAUACAAAAAAGGGGUAAAUUAAAGGGGUAUGGCAAUCAAAAUUUAGUUUAUCUCAUUUGUAAGAACUUUUGCAUUUACAUAGGAAAUUUAUUUCAGUUUCCUCAAAUGUUGUUUAGUUGAUCGAAAUCAUCAUAAAUCAGUGAGCUGUCUGCCGUCUUGGAUUAUUAUGGAUGUGAUUGUUACGUCACAAGCAUGGUCGUGCGCAAAUAUUUUAUUCAGAUAUGCAAUGGUUAUUAUGAGCCCAAAUUAAAAUUUUACGUCGGUCACUAUUUCAAAUAGCCAUUUGUCUGAGAAUCUAUACUAAAAUAUUUUAAUUUUUUAAGAAUCUAUACUAAAAUAUUCUUUGGUUGCAUAGGAGCAAGUUUAUAUAGCUAACUCAUUGAAAUGAAUAUAACGCUACCUUCAGAUAAACUGCCUAUCUUUUUCUUGAAGCCAAACCUUGACCCCCAGACACGCGUGUUAAUCUCAGACACGCGUGUUAAUUGACUGAUUGAGCGCUUUUCGCAUGCGUGAAAAGACUGGGACUGGCCUUCAAGUUUGGCUUCGAAUUUCCGGUUGGAGGUAGCGUUCCAGUUAUUCUCAUUUCAAUGGGCUAACCCUACUUUUGACGUCACCAAAACCACAUCGUUAAUGGAUGAAAAUUCAUCCAAGAUGGUGGACGGCUCAUUGUUUUCAGGAAAUAUAUUUCAAAAACUAUAAACAAGAUAUGAAAAAUCGGUACAGGGGUUUUAUAUAUAAUUUUAAAAGUUCUAUAUCAAAUGAGACAAACUUAAUUUUAAUUCCCAUAUCCCUUUAAAUACUUCAUUCUGAUUGGUGGUAUAAAAAUAUGAUUUGUUCAACAAUCUUAAAAAUUUCCUAAAAAUUCUUAAAUAUUUCUGCCACAAUAUAUUCUUUUUAACAAUUAGACAACGAAGCCGAGUUGUCUAUGAGCGAAUAGUCAACGAGGCGAAGCCGAGUUGACUAUUUGCUCAGAGACAACGAGGCUGAGUUGUCUAAUUGUUUUAGUAUAAACCACAUAAAGAAAACGGAAUUUUUCACUUGAUUUUUAUUAAAAUUUAAUCGUGUACAUAGAUCAAUAGUUUAGAUUAAAAAGGUUCGAAAAAGCGAAAAACAAACUCGGCCAAAAUCUCAACAUUUAAGCGGAAAAAAACUCUUUAAAAUGAUAGCUAAAUACAUGAAAUCGUACUUAAAACAAGUACACACUAAAGAGGUUGAGAAAGUAGGGGUAGGCUAAGUAGCUACAAACUAUUGUUGAAUUUCAACGUUUCUGCUUGGAAUAUUAACAAACAUUGUGCUGAAAAAAUCGCUUGUCACUUCCAUGUUCAAAAUUACAAGCAAAAUUGAGAAAACUUAAAAAUUUUACCUAUACAUUGUAUGUGUGAGCAGUUUCCAAGAGCCUUUGAUUGUGUGUAAUCCAGAACAAAAAUUAGGCCAUUUUGAUAAUCUUUUUCCCUUUAAAUGCAGCUUUUAAUACUUUAAAACGGCCAUUGACUCUCGCGCCUUUCGCCGCUUGUUGCUACUAGUAGGCUAUCACUAAUAGCCUACUAGUAGCGUAGCCAAUCAGAACGCACGAUAUAUGAUAGCCUACUAGUAGGUUUAUACUAAUUAACAAUAUUCACUGUUACUACUUCUGUAGACAAAUCAUGGUCUCAUAUUUACGUAUCUUAAACAAUCCACAGUACACGUGCAUACCUGGGCAGAAGCUAAGAAACAAUCACCUUCCAUCAUUCAGGUGUGUAUGUUGCCGGCAGACAAACAUUUCCGUGGCAGGGGGUUUUCCUGAGUUCUCAUUUCAAGGGUUUCAAGCAGUUUCCGACCUCGAAAUAGGCCUUUCACCAUUUUGUUUGCACCCCUUGCAAAUUUACCUAUAGGGAAUUCCAUUGUGUUUGCACCCCUUGUACUAUUGUGGUUCAUUAUGGCGUCUUUAACCUUGGAAGGGUCAGUGGCGUAACGCAACCGCUGGGGGCCCUCCGUCAAUCGGCCACUUUGGGCCCCCUUUGCUCCACUAAAAAUAGGCUCCAAAAAUUUUUCUGGCGAGUGGUGUACCACUUUUCGGUCAGUGUACCAUUUUAGGGGUCCAAAAUGUUUUCCGGACAUUGAGAUUGGGAUUAAAUUAUUCUAGUAUAUCGUUCUUUUCCUCAGUCGCGACGUACUUAAUCCGUCUCAGCUUCAGCAAUGCCCCCCCCCAAUUUCUCCACGGAUUUAGCCUUUUCCAGAGUAUGGUUUGUUUUUAAUUCAAUUCAAUUCAAUGAAUUCAAUUCCCCAGAAAUGUGCUAUCAAAUUUUUUCUGGUCAUUUUUGUCGGGGGCCCCUAGGGGCCCCCCGUCACUGGACACCCUGACACCCUCCCGUUACGCCACUGGGAAGGGUGUAUUAGCUGCAUUGCAUGGGGAGGAGCCACUUGGAUAGAAUGUAAAGGUAUUAAUGAACCUCUGCGGAUAAGAGAGCUGCGCUUUCAAAUAAACGCCGCAUUUGAGCAAGACAUUGCCAUGCUGAUUUUUUAGGAGCGAAACUAAAGCAAUGCAAUGUUAUUCAGGAAC
Paramuricea clavata is the source of this 8264-nucleotide messenger RNA. The record is from the annotation of a GenBank genome assembly. Lineage: Eukaryota; Metazoa; Cnidaria; Anthozoa; Malacalcyonacea; Plexauridae.